ACUCAAUGUCCAGACUUAGACAUUUAAACCUUGCCAGGGCCGUAUUUCUUUAGAUUGGGUAAAGCUUUCGUACUGCCAAGACAGUUUGCAUAGGUAUACCCGCUUUCCUUUUUGGGAUGCAUAUGAUAUUACCUUUUGGACAAACAGAUCUUCAUAUCAUCAAGAACCACCAGCAAUCCAUCAUAGUCAGAGUAUCCGAUCUUCAUAUCAACAAGAAACAACAAAAAUCUUCAGAGGCCAGUGCACUAGACAGCCCUUUUACUAUAUUAUUUUAUGCUUAUCCUGUUUGGUUUAUUCCGAAAUCUUUCAAUUUUGAUAAAUGUAGCUACAGAAACUGCAAAUUAACAGCAGAUAGGAAACUACUUUCCACCAGUCAAGCUGUCAUUUUUCAUCAUAAUUCAUUCACCAAACUGCCUAAAAAACCAAAUGGUCAAAUAUGGAUAUUUGCUACAUUAGAGAAUCCUUAUCUUACUUUUAAUCGCUACAAAGUUGACAAAUCAAAGAGGAAAUUUAAUUGGACGAUGACGUACCGAAAAGACUCAGAAGGAUUUUCACCAUAUGUAGUUCUAAAGGAACGAAUUGAAAUACCUGUCAAAAACUAUACUUCUAUAUACAUGAAAAAAACAAAAAACAUUGCUUGGAUCACGAGCAACUGUCGAACUUCAUCAAAGCGAGAAGAUUAUGUGAAAGAACUUUCUAAAUACAUUGAUGUUGAUAUUUAUGGAAAAUGUGGGAAACCUUGUUUAUUCAAAGAAUAUUGUAAAACGCAUUUAAGUAAAACUCACAGAUUUUAUCUUUCUUUUGAGAAUGCAUUAUGCAAGGACUAUCUGACAGAAAAAGUGGCAGACAUGUACGAUAUAAAUAAAAAUUUUAUUCCAAUCGUUAGAGGUGCACCAAAUGCAGGAGACUACUUACCGCAAAGGACAUAUAUUUCAACCUCGGAUUUUGAGUCACCAAAGAAACUGGCGACGUUUCUAAAGAUUUUAGGCCGCAAUGAAACACGUUAUAUUUCAUAUUUGAAAGAAAAAGACAAAUAUGUGGAUGAAUAUGGGAAGUUAAAAGCGGGACUUUGUGAUAUAUGUUCUCAUUUAAAUGUUAAAGAACAACAGCCUAAAACUAUGAAUCUAAGCAGAUGGUUAUGGGAAAAUCAGUGUCAUAUGCAACAUGACAUACCUACUUAAAGUAUUAUAUUUGUUUGGAACAGUUUUGACAUUUGACAUUUUUACAUUUUAUACUAUUAUGUCUGUCGUAAAAGUGAUAGGUUUAGAUGGGUAUAAUCCGAUGUGUUAACUACCAUUUUGUUAAGAACAUCCUGGUUUCUGUAGAUUUGUAGGGACAUUCCGUUUUGAAUUUUCC
Mytilus trossulus (common blue mussel) is the source of this 1356-nucleotide messenger RNA. RefSeq names its product glycoprotein 3-alpha-L-fucosyltransferase A-like. The coding region runs from base 117 to 1181 and encodes 354 amino acids. Gene Ontology annotation, cellular component: membrane. Gene Ontology annotation, molecular function: fucosyltransferase activity. The transcript has 2 exons. The record is from RefSeq and is a predicted model, not a curated record. NCBI's taxonomy places the organism in Eukaryota, Metazoa, Mollusca, Bivalvia, Mytilida, Mytilidae.